AUGCUGGAGACCAUAGCGGUGGCGGGCAUCUGGGCCAGGGAGCGUCGCAGGGCGGCCAACCUCAACCAAGAAGGCGAUGACACCUGCGCGAGAUGCGGCGAGGCGAUAGAGACAGAGGAACACCGCUACUACGCAUGCCCUGCCAACGCAGAGAUAGGGCACAGCAAUGACACCGACCUGGCGAAGAAGGCGAAGGACGCGCUGGACCAGCGGCAGGACCUGCAUUUCUGGCUCCGAGGCAUCCCGCCAGCGGCCUGGGCAGCCAAGGUCGACCCAGACGAGGACGCGGCGAAGGCGGCGCAGAUCUUCUGCACCAGCGAAGAGGCUCAGGCUGCAGCCCAGUCAGGGCACACGGUUCGAGCAGACUAUGUCUUCGCGGACGGCUCAGGUGGUGCAGGGGAAACGGCCAAGGACCCCCGCUUCAGACGCUGCGGCUGGGCAGUGGUGGCUUUCAGGUUCGACGAACAAGGACGUCCGCAGGAAGUGGCUGCCUGGUACGGCACAAUCAGGGCACCGCACACGGUGCCACGGGCAGAGCUCACCGCCAUGAGCAAAGCCAUCGGGUACACCACGGCGGCGACAGCCAGGGGGCUCAACAUAGUCAGCGAUUGCAAAUACGCCCUGGACGCACUCAAGCAGAUCCAGGACCCUGCGGAUCUGGACUACAGGAGCACGAACUACGACCUCUGGCUCCAGACGAAGCAGCAGCUGCAGAACAGCACGGACACCAUCAUGGGCCACCACAUCCCGAGCCACCUGAUUGAGCACCCAGCCGAGCUGGAGAGGUGGAAUGGUCCCACCUGGUGGGUCAUAGGAAACGAGAUGGCAGACAAGUACGCAGGCUGGGGAGCGGAGCACGGAGCACUGGAUCCAGCCAUCAUCGCGCAGCAGCAGAUCAGGGACCAUAUUACCAUGGCGGUGCAGAACAGGCUGCUGGCCAUCAACAUGGCGGUGACGGUGGAGGACCCCGACAAGGCCCCUCAGCGUCCCAAGGCCAAGCGGCGAAAGCCGCAGACGGCGAGGGACAGGGCAGCCCAGCAGGGACACGACCUGCGAAAGCUACAUCCGCGAUGGUGGUGUGCAACGUGUCGCAGUGGCCCAGCCAAAGGACAAAGCAUCAGAGACUGGUUGGCAGAGACGGGCAAAUGCCUCGGGAAGUACGGCGGCCACCAGGACCAGCACGGCAACGUCAGGCUCGACUUCAAGGCGGUGCAGAUCGGCACGCAGGUGGUGCACGUCUCCCACAAGACGCAGUUCACCCAUGGCUGGCUCUGGUGCGAGAAAUGUGGCGGCACCAGCUACCUUGGGGACCACAAGAGCAGGAUCGUGGCAGGAGUGGCGAGGAAGCUGGCAAGGCCAUGUCAGCCCCCAACAGCAGCAGGGCGGCGGGUCUUGGAGGACAUGCGGAGGGGCAAGCUGCCAAGAAGAGCUAAGCCAGCAGCAGACCCAGCUGAUGAGGGUCUCGACGAGAUCACCAUGCCUGGAGGCUUCAAGCUCGGCCUGAGUAACCACGAGGCGAUCGAUCCGGACGGGGACAGCUCAGAGGCAGGGGACCCGCAGCCAGCUCCACAGCAGCCACCCAGCCAUCCGCACUCUGUCGUCCACGCCAGCUGGAGGCUCGUCGACCACAUGGAGGGCUACGCGGAGCAGUGGAUGAACAUGGUCGACCAAGAGGUCUGGGACGAUAUGGACGACUGGAUGGAGCACUGCGUACCGUACCUCCUGGCCAUCACCAAUGUGGGUGGCAGAACGGACACGCAAGAGCAGACCAGGGCCGUCACCGUGCAGGAGCUCCAGCAGAUCAAGGACUUCUGCGAAGAAGUCUGGCGCAACACGCACCGCACGCGACGGAGGCUCAUGACCAGGAUGCUUACCCUCCCGUAUUGUACAAGGCAGCAGGCAGCAAGAGUGCACAUGGACGCCUUCCAGAACAGAAGGAACAACAUCCUAGCGCACAGCAUCCCCAGCAGCGAGCGCAGGCCGCUGCCGAGAACAGCGGAGGCCAGCCGAGAGUGGUCACCAGAGAACCUGGACGAUGAUGACUCGACCCCAGACAGUGAAGCCCCAGAGCUGGAGGGUGAGCCGAGCAGCCAGGAGAUGGAGAUCAUGGCGGGACCUGAUCAGAGGCACGACGCCAACAGCCUGAUGCAGACGGCAGUGCAGGUGGCAGUAACGCUGACCAAGCCAGUGGGGCCCGACCUGAUGAAGUUCGUGAGCGAAGCCGACGAGGCCGGCCUGCUCCACCCAAGGCUUCGACACAACAAAGGGGAAGCUGACCAGGACCCCGAGCAGGAGGUGGCGUGGCUCGAGAGGAACAGGCUCGAGCAGCUCAUGCAGUCGCUGGCAGGCUGUUGGAGCCAGAAAGAGGGCGAGCAGGGCUGGCCAUCGUGGCAGGCCGCGUGCGUGCCCCAUGUGCUGAGGGCGCUGCAGACUGGCGUCUACCAGAGGCUUUUCAGCUACGUGUCAGGGACGAGCCGCCAGCGCAGCCAGCGCCGAGCGGCGGAGGAGAUCUGCCGCCUGGCAUGGCUCAACAGCGGAGAGGCGCGCAGACAGAUCCAGCAGCAGGACCCGAAGGAGGCAGAGCGGCGCAGAGCAACGGCUGAGCAGAUCCUGGGCGUGACUGAGCCAGAGGGGUUAGGCCACAGCCCUGCGCCAGACGGGAUGCAGAGGGGACGCAGCACCAAGGACAUGGCAGACCUCGACCACGUCCCUGAAGAGGAGAACAGCGAGGAUUGCCCCCAGCAGCCCGUAGAAAAGCAAAACAGCGAUGACAACCACCAGCAGUUCCCAGAUGUACAGCACAGCAUAGGGCACCACCUGGCAGACCGCAGAGGACCCCAGCGUGGCGAGGGGAUAGGCCACGGAGGACCCCAGCGCGGUGAGGGGUUAGACCGCAGAACCAAAGGCAAGCAGAGGAUCGAGGCGGAGGUCCCUGACGAGCCCAGUGAGCAUGACGCGGACGUCUUGACCAACAGUGUGGUAGACAGGACCUCGCAACUAACAGAGCGGACCCAUACCCUGGGAAACCGACAGACUGAACGCGAGGGGGAGGGCUUGGUCCGCGGAUACCACGUGAACCGCGAACACAGCGAGUGGCAUAGUCGGGGGACCUCGCCUGAGCCAGUGGGCAGCAGCACCGAGGAUGGGGACAGUGCGAGACUCUGCGCUCCCCCGCGUGGCGAGGGGUUAGGCCACAAAACAGCGCAGCCUGAGAAGGCGGCAGACUACGACGACGCAGACCUGCAGCGGGACUUGGAGAAGAUUGUCGGCGACCCUCCCCAGCGCGGUGAGGGGUUAGACCGCAAGGUACCCCUGCGUGGCGAGGGGUUAGGCCACGGCAAUCCCCCGCGCGGUGAGGGGGUAGACCGCAGGACCAAAGGCAAGCAGAGGCUUGAGGCGGAAGCCUAUGACGUGCCCAGUGAGCAUCACGCGGACCUUUUGACCGACAGUGUGGUAGACAG
Messenger RNA from Prorocentrum cordatum, 3461 nucleotides. The record is from the annotation of a GenBank genome assembly. Lineage: Eukaryota; Dinophyceae; Prorocentrales; Prorocentraceae.